CUGAGUGUGGCUGUGGACGGAUUUAAGAUGACCUACUGCCACAUGGAGAGAUGCGACUUAUGCUAGAAUGGUUUGGUUGUCAAGAGGAGAACAGGAAGUAACCUUUCCAAAGACAUGCUGCAAUAAAGGAAUAAUCCUCUGCUCUGUCUGUGCUUAUUAAACAACACCAUGGAGAGCAUUCAUAAUAAGCAACGGCUCUACAUCCCAAUCAGUGAGAGGAUCUGUGUGAGUCCAUCCCUCUCUGACUGCAGGGGCCCGGCCCCCCCCUUCGAAGCCCGUCUGAAGCCCCAACAAGGAUUCAUGUCUAAUGAGGAGGGUCCAGCUGAAACGCUGAAGCGAGGUCAAGCAGACAAAUCCAGCCCUGUGGAUUUGGACUCCCUUGAGACUCACUUGCUGUCAGAGUUGUUAUCGUUGUAUUUAGAGUGCCAGGAGUUGAUGAGGAUGGGAAACCAACAGGGCACGAAGAUAAAGUCAAACUUUUCAUUUGCAGAGAGUCGUGACGCUUUAUUGAAAUCCCCCAAAAUGUCGAUCCCUCUGAAGAGAAGACGAAGAUUAGAGGACACUUUUCAGGAAAACCUGAAGAUGAUAUCCAGUACUCCACGGAUCCCCUCCAAGACAAGAAGGCUGACGAAGCUCCGAUUAACAAGUUUGCCUCCUUUUCAGGAGUGUGAUGUGAUGGAGAACAGGGCAAUAUUUGACAAUCCUGCUCCCAGAAGAAAGCAAGUUGUGGACCAAGACAGAGCUUCGUUAUCACAGGGAAAGAGCUGGAGUCCAGAGGAGAUCAAACCAGCUUGGAGAGUGAGGCUGACAUCAGAUUUCCAUACAUCUUUCAAUAAGAAUGGAGUUUACUCUCCCAGAAAGGAUGGAUGUAUCCUCCCUGACUCAGAUACAGAACUUUCUGAAUAUGACAAUGAUAUGCACUCAAAUUAUACCUCCCCUGCUAGUUUUGAAUUAACUAGCAAGACAGAAGGCAGUGCCAGAAGUUCUCAAGAAGUAUGGAUCAACCAAGCAGGAAGAGAGAGACAGAAGUCUGAUGUUACUGGAGAGAAUUGGAGGUACAAAGAGACAGAAAAGGAUGCUGCGGCACAAAGACUGAGGGGCAAGAUCGAAGAGUUGGAGGGAAUAAUAAGUCGAGUGAGGCACACCAGUUCUGACUGGAUCAAAGAUGGCAGCGGUAUCUCAGAUGUUGAAUUUGAUUCCCAGCGGGAAAAACAGAAUGAUGAGUGUAAUGAGGACAAACCUAUGUGUGCAGAAGAGCUGCAGGCUUUGGGUGAAGCUCUCAGCCAAAGCUUUCAUGAAGUCCUGAGGAUGGAGGGAGCAAAAGUGGAUCCCAAGGAGGCAGGAUCAACACAAAACCUUCUCAGUGUGCCUCCGCAGUCAAACUAUUUUACUUCAGCUGUUCAGGACAAUUCUGCAUCAUCGUCUCCUUCAGCCAGUGAGGGAACUUCUCCCGUUCCCAGCCAGUGUCUGUCCCCACUUCUAAGAGUGUCUCCAAUCCUGUCACCUCUCCUUACAUCCAGGCAGAGCUCUGUUCCCAUUAGGCAGGCCGGGCUACAUGAAAAAGACCUCUCUGGGUCUCCCAGAGAAUGGAAAAGCUCAGCUGAAGAUGAUGUAUUCUCUGGGGAGGACAUCACAGACUUCAGAUACACCAGAGAGACAGAGGCCUGUCUGGAUCUACUCUCUUCAGACGAGGCUUUGCAGAGGCAGGAAGAGCUCUGGCAGCAGGAGGUCGAGGAGUCUCUCUUCAUCUGCAGCUCACUCUCUCAUCCCUCCAGACCCAAACAUGUUGACUUCCUGCGCAUCACUCCCCCUGAAGAUGACAUCAUUGAUACGCCGACAUCUACGCCUCUGCCAAUGGACUUCAGGUCAGAGGCAUCCACUCCUGGAGAGGGCGAAGAGCGAACUCCAGGUCGUCUACAAGCUGUAUGGCCGCCACUGAAGGAGGAAAAGGUUGGGCUGAAGUAUACAGAAGCAGAGCACCAGGCAGCUCUCCUGCAGCUAAAGAGAGAAUGCAAAGAGGAGCUGGAGAAGCUUCAGGAGGACUUUGGUGUGGAACUUUUAAGGCUGAAAGAAGAAAAUGAGAAGACUGUCGGCCAUCUGCAGUUCAGUCUGUCGAAGGUGCAGGCCGAACUCUCUCAGGCCGGGACUCGCUAUUGCGGAGGGCUCAGAGAUGUUGCUGUAUCAACAGGAGACGAUUCUAUACACAAAUCUUUCCGCACAGUGUGUAUUCAAACAGACAGAGAGACGUUUGUGAAGACUCCUGAGGAUGGAGUGGGAUCAGGGAACUCGAGCCCCCAGCAAUCGAGGGUGACCCCCAGAAAACUGGACCUGGCCUCUAUCAGCCUCAACCUGGCAGGACAGAGGGACGAUUCUUUGUCUUCUUCACAUGAGACUCCUACUUCUGCAGCCUCAUGGCCUCCAUCAGAGCAACAUGCUGCUCCUUUUCAGACAACACCAUCACACAAAACAGACAACCUGCCUCCACCUCCUCCGCCUCCUCCACCUCCUCCAUGUUCAUCUUUAAACCACAUGCAGCCCUCCAAUGGUCCCCCUCCUCCCCCACCUCCUCCUCCUCCUCCAUCCAUGCCAGGCUUAGCUCCCCCUCCUCCUCCUCCAGGUGGAGGUCUUACAUUUGAUAAACCUCCCAGGAAACCAGCAGUGGAGCCUUCCCGACCGAUGAGGCCGCUCUACUGGACCAGAAUCCAGAUCCAUGACAACAAUAACAACACUCUGUGGAACGUUCUAGAGGAACCAAACAUAAUUAACACCAAGGAGUUUGAGGAUCUCUUUGCUAAAACCACCACACAGCCAAAGAGGAAGCCGCUCUCUGAGGCUUAUGAGAAGAAAGCCAAAGCCAGGAAGAUCAUUAAGCUGUUGGACGGUAAACGCUCUCAGGCUGUGGGCAUCCUCAUAUCCAGCCUCCACCUGGAGAUGAAAGACAUACAGCAAGCCAUACUGACAGUGGAUCACUCCGUGGUGGACUUGGAGACCAUAGAAGCGCUUUAUGAAAAUAGGGCGCAGCCAGAGGAACUAGAGAGAAUCCAGAAACACUACGAGACGUCAGAGGAAGAGGAGGUUAAACUGCUGGACAAACCUGAACAGUUCCUGUAUGAGCUGUCUCAGAUCCCAGACUUUGCAGGCAGAGCUCACUGCAUCAUCUUCCAGUCAGCUUUUAUUGAUGGGAUCGCUUCUAUCCAGCGCAAGCUUAACACUCUCUCCUCUGUCUGUCAGACUCUUCUGGAGACUGAAGGUGUGAGGGAUGUGGUUGGACUGGUGCUCGCUCUGGGGAACCACAUGAACGGAGGCAGCAGAGUCAGAGGGCAGGCUGACGGCUUCGGACUGGAGAUUCUCCCUAAGUUGAAGGAUGUGAAGAGCAGGGAUAAUCGUAUCAGCCUGGUGGACUAUGUGGUGUCGUACUACCUGCACAAUGUGGACAAGAAUGCUGGCACGGAGAAGAGCAUGUUCCCUCUUCCUGAACCACAGGAUGUCUUCCUUGCAGCACAGGUCAAGUUUGAUGACCUCAACAGAGACCUGAGGCAGCUCGGCCGAGACCUGACAAGGUGUGAGAAAGAUGUGCAGAAAGUUUGCUCUGAUUCUCCUGAAGAACACCUGCAGCCGUUUAAAGACAAGAUGGAGGCUUUUGUUCUCAGUGCACGAAAAGAUCAUGGAGAAACUUCCUAUCAGCUGAUGACUGUACAGAAAAGUUUUCAGGACCUAGUUAAGUACUUUGGACUGAAGCCCAAAACAGGAGAGACGGAGGUGACGACCAGUUAUUUCUUCAUGCUCUGGUUUGAGUUCAGCGCCGACUUCAAGGCCAGGUGGAAAAGAGAGAACAAGAACGUCUCAAAAGAGAGACUAAAAGAGGCUCAGCUGUCUGUGAAAAGAAUCACAUCAGAGAAGAAGGUGGAGACCAGAAAGAUCAACCCUAACAGCCUGAAAGAGCGUCUGCGACAGAAAGAAGCCAGCAUGUCCUCAAAUUAAGAGACUCAAGAGAGAGAUGCAACAAAGCUGCACACACACGACAGACAGCAUCACCCUGUGCAAGGACCCGACACCAAAACCAAUAUUUAAAUGUCUAUUUACCUUUUAUAAUAUAAACAUCAAAUGCAUUCACUAUCCAUCCACUGACAACUUCAUUUGAUAUCUUUUACUACCUGAAAUGUUAGUAAUUUAAAAAAAGAAAAAAAUCCUGUGCAAUAUGUAGACACAGAUUUACUUUGUACUUUAUAUUUAAAUAGACACCUCCUGUAUCUGCA
Molecule: messenger RNA, 4256 nt
Organism: Cheilinus undulatus (humphead wrasse)
Lineage: Eukaryota; Metazoa; Chordata; Actinopteri; Labriformes; Labridae
Gene: fmn1
Product: formin 1
Exons: 19
Coding region: 169-3981 (1270 amino acids)
Biological process (GO): actin filament network formation; cortical actin cytoskeleton organization; actin nucleation
Cellular component (GO): cytoskeleton; cytoplasm; actin filament
Molecular function (GO): microtubule binding; actin filament binding
Source: RefSeq, a predicted model, not a curated record